AUGUUGACAAGAAGUAGUGAGGUACCUGGCAUUGCCGCUGCUGCUGGGUCCAUGACGCUUUCCGACAAUGCCCUCAAUAACAUUCCAUCGCCCGGUGACGAUUUCGAUAUCCACAAGGGCAAGCUGUUGGCCCCGAUCUUGAUCCCCCGCGUCCCGGGAACCGAGGGCCAGCUGCGCACCCAGAAGCACUUUGUCGACUUCUUCACCGAGAACCUCCCCGAAUGGACGCUCGAGUGGCAGAAUUCGACAUCCAAGACACCCGCCACUGGUAACAAGGACGUGCCCUUUGCGAACCUCAUCUUUCGGCGGGAUCCGCCAUGGGCGCAAAAGGGGGACGUGAGCCGCCUCACCCUGGCUGCGCACUACGACAGCAAGUAUGAGCCCGAGGGUUUCAUCGGCGCAACAGAUAGCGCUGCGCCAUGUGCAAUGCUGAUGCACCUGGCGAGGAGCAUUGAAGCUGGGCUCAAGGCAAAGUGGGAGAACAUGCAGAAGAACGGCGAGGAUGGACUCGAUGACGCCCAGGGAAUUCAGAUUCUGUUUCUGGACGGCGAGGAAGCCUUUCAUGAGUGGACAAAUGAUGAUUCCCUCUACGGUUCGAGAUCGCUCGCAGAACAGUGGGAGUUCCAGUUCCACGGCUCUACGUCCACUUACCGAACACCUCUUGACUCAAUCAGUCUCUUCGUCCUUCUCGACCUUCUCGGCGAAAAGAACCCUAGAGUCCCCUCGUACUUCCUGACAACACAUUGGGCAUACCGCGCAAUGGCUGCGCUUGAGAAGCGCAUGCGAGAGCUGAACCUCCUCGAGACAAAGCCUAAGAGGGCAUUCCUCCCCGAGGUGAACAAGGAUGCCACUCGCUUCAGCCGCAGCUACAUCGAUGACGACCACCGGCCGUUUAUGCAGCGCGGUGUUGAGAUCCUACACAUCAUCCCGACACCGUUCCCAACCAUGUGGCACAAGAUGGGCGACGACGGCGAGAACCUCGAUCUGCCGACGGUGCGCGACUGGGCGAGGAUCACGACGGCAUUUGUGGUCGAGUGGAUGGGCAUCCAGGACUUCAUGCCCGGCGUAACGGGGACCAAGGCCAAGAGGAGCGGCGCGGCGGCCACGACGACGACGAGCCGGAGGACGGAGCUGUAG
Molecule: messenger RNA, 1137 nt
Organism: Fusarium vanettenii 77-13-4
Lineage: Eukaryota; Fungi; Ascomycota; Sordariomycetes; Hypocreales; Nectriaceae
Exons: 3
Coding region: 1-1137 (378 amino acids)
Molecular function (GO): zinc ion binding; glutaminyl-peptide cyclotransferase activity
Source: RefSeq, a predicted model, not a curated record